Molecule: messenger RNA, 567 nt
Organism: Gongylonema pulchrum
Lineage: Eukaryota; Metazoa; Nematoda; Chromadorea; Rhabditida; Gongylonematidae
Source: the annotation of a GenBank genome assembly
AUGGCGUUGCUGGCGAAAGGAGUGACAUCGCGUAAUGUGGCCCGUUUAUUCAAAACUAACAUUGGAACAAUUGAAUCAUUAUCGUACAAUCUAUGCAGAAAUGCUAUUGCUAUGCAACGGCGUGGUGUGGUUGCUGGAAGGGCUAAUUUUGUUGUCAAUUUUGUGCCACAACAAGAAGCUUGGGUAGUGGAACGAAUGGGAAAAUUUCACUCCAUUUUGGAACCGGGUCUAAAUAUUCUUCUGCCAUUUUUGGAUCGUAUCAAAUAUGUGCAGAUAUUGAAAGAAUUGGCAAUUGAGGUACCACAGCAAGGUGCCGUGACAAGUGAUAAUGUACAACUGCAAAUUGAUGGAGUUUUAUAUCUUCGUGUUGUGGAUCCAUUUAAGGCAUCUUAUGGUGUGGAAGAUCCGGAAUUUGCAAUAACUCAACUUGCCCAGACAACAAUGCGCUCAGAAGUUGGCAAAAUUAAUUUAGAUACAGUUUUCAAGGAACGUGAACAGCUCAAUAUUCAGAUUGUUGGUGAGUUUCAGUUUGGCAUAAUAUACACAGAUGUUCAAACUGAUGAAUAA